AAGUGCAGCACACGUGUAAACAGUGGAGAGAGUCACGUUGUGUGCCUGUUAUAUCAAAACAUUAAUAAACACCUACAAUUCUGAGAUUACACAUGCAUCGGAUUUAAAUAAACUGUAACCGCGAAAGAGCAAAGAUGGAGAAGAUGGAAAGGAAAGAGCAGAAGCGGCACCAGCACAAGCACAGCGGUCCCAAAGCCCAGAAGAAGAGCAGAAAGAAGGAACAGAGCACUGAACCAGAGCAGGAUGAGCGCAAGAGGAACCCCCGGGCGUUUAGUGUGCAGUCAGCUGUGCGCAUGGCAAAAACCUUCCAUCGGGCGCAGGAUAUUAAAACGAAGAAACAUCACAUUCCCCUUGUUGACCGGACGCCUCUGGAGCCUCCGCCUGUUGUUAUAGUGGUGAUGGGACCUCCAAAAGUGGGCAAAAGCACUCUAAUUCGAUGUUUGAUCAAAAACUUCACACGCCAGAAGCUUUCUGACAUCUGUGGUCCUGUGACUAUUGUAUCUGGAAAGAAACGCCGCUUGACAUUCAUUGAAUGCAACAAUGACAUCAACAGCAUGAUAGAUUUGGCAAAGGUUGCUGAUUUGGUUCUGAUGUUGAUUGAUGCAAGUUUUGGCUUUGAAAUGGAGACCUUUGAGUUCCUGAACAUUUGCCAAGUUCAUGGCUUCCCUCGGAUCAUGGGGGUCCUCACACAUUUGGACUCCUUCAAGAACAACAAGACACUCAGAAAAACAAAGAAACGCCUCAAAGACCGGUUCUGGACUGAAGUCUUCCAGGGCGCCAAACUCUUUUACCUGUCCGGAAUGGUGUAUGGAGAGUACCAGAUACAGGAAGUGAAGAAUCUUGGCCGGUUCAUCUCAGUCAUGAAGUUCAGGCCUCUUGUCUGGCAGACGUCUCACCCUUAUGUUCUGGCUGACCGUAUGGAGGAUCUUACUGAUCCUGAGGCUAUUCGAUUAAAUCCCAAAUGUGACAGAACUGUCUCUCUGUACGGAUACCUGCGAGGGACAUUUAUGAAGAACAAAUCUCAGGUCCACAUUCCUGGUGUAGGAGACUUCACUGUUUCAGAUGUUGGCUUCCUGCCGGACCCCUGUCCUUUACCAGAGGUGAUCAAGAAGAGAGCACUGAAUGUAAAGGAGCGGUUAUUAUAUGCCCCCAUGGCUGGCGUAGGGGGAUUGGUCUAUGAUAAGGAUGCUGUCUACAUCGAUAUGCCCUCCGGACAUGCCAAGAAGCAGCAGGAGGAGGUGCGGCCCACCACUGAACUUGUUCAGUCUCUUAUUGGAACGCAAGCAACUUUGGAUGCAAAAAUGGCUGCCAGCAAAGUGUCGCUGUUUACUGGAACUGCUGCAUUGACACCAGAGGAGGUGGAGGAAAACGGGAAGCAGAACCCUACGGAAAGCCGUGAAUGGGAUGAAAAAGCACAGAGAGAGAGGAGAAGAGCUGUCUUUGCUGAUGAAGAGGAGGAUGAUGGUGGUGAUGAUGAUGAUGAUGAUGAUGAUGAAGAGGAGGAGGAGGAUGGUGAUGAUGAUGAAGAUGAGGAAAAUGAAGAUGGAGAGACAACACUGGGAAAGCCAGAUAAGACUGCAAUGGGUCCUCCUGUGAAGAAACAGAAAGUGGAGGAUCCUGCGGAGAUGCCUGCUUUUGCUGAUAGUGAAGAUGAACUGGAAAAGAGUGAAGGAGAGGAAAGUGAAGAGGAUGAAAGUGAAGAAGAGGAUGAGGAGGAGAUGGAAGAAGGGAAGCCUGCUAAGAAAAGCUCAGGUCCAGACUCUGGACUCUGCUCGGAAGAUGAUGAUGAUGAAGAAGAUGAUUCUGAUAUGCAGGAAGAUGGAGAUGAGAGCAAGAAUCCAGAGGAAGAAGAUAUAAACACAGAAGAAGUAGAGAUGGGUUUUGAAACAGCAGGAGCAUUACGGUGGAAGGAAGGCUUGGCUGAGAAAGCGACUGAGGCAUAUUUAAGACAACAGCGUGCCGCUCCAAACCUGCGCAAGCUAGUAUACGGCACAGUGGCGGAGGAGGAAGAGGAGGAUUCUGAUGAUGAUGAAGAGCUGGGCGGUUUAUUUAAAGUCAGUCGACCAGAGAAGAGUAGGAAAGUACGAGCUGAUAUGAUGGACUGCUCUCGGUUUCAGCCUGACAGCAGCCAUGACUGGGAUCAGGAGGAGAUGCUAGCCUCCAUCAGGGACUGUUUUGUGACGGGAAAAUGGGAGGAGGAUAAAGAUGCUGCAACCCUGCUUAAGGAAGAUGAUGAUCUCUAUGGUGAUUUUGAGGAUUUGGAAACAGGAGAAGUUCACAAAGCAAAGACUGGAAAUAAAGACAAAGCUGAGGAAGAGAAUGAUGAUAAUGAUAAUGAUGAUGACAAUGAGGAUGAUGAUGAUGAUGAAGAGGAGGAGGCUCCCCAAAUGAAAUUAGAUGAUGAUGAAGUUCAAAAGAACAAGCGUUUGGAAAAGAAGAGGCGACUGAAGGAGAGGUUCGAUGCACAGUAUGAUGAUGGAGAUGCCACAUAUUUUGAUGACCUGAAGGAGGAGAUGCAGAAACAGGCUGAGCUGAACAGACAAGAGUUUGAAGAUGUUGAUGAUGAAAUUCGGGUUCAGUAUGAGGGUUUCAGGCCAGGCAUGUAUGUGCGUGUGGAGAUCCCUGCGGUGCCUUGCGAGUUUGUCACCAACUUUGAUCCUCACUAUCCCACCAUCCUUGGAGGUUUGGGAGCGAGUGAGGGCAAUGUUGGCUACUUGCAGAUGCGUCUGAAGAAACACCGCUGGCACAAUCGUAUCUUAAAAACCCGUGACCCUCUUAUCCUGUCUUUGGGUUGGAGGCGCUUUCAGACCAUCCCUCUGUACUACAUCGAGGACCAUAACGGACGUCACCGCCUGCUCAAAUACACACCUGAACACAUGCACUGUGGUGCCACCAUAUGGGGACCCAUAACACCUCAGGGCACAGGCUUCCUGGCAGUGCAGACGAUUGGCGGCGUUAAGGCCAAUUUCCGCAUCGCUGCCACAGGAGUGGUUCUGGACUUGGACAAAUCAGUUUCCAUUGUGAAGAAGCUCAAACUGAUUGGAUACCCUUAUAAAAUCUUUAAGAACACCUGCUUUAUCCAGGGAAUGUUUAACACCAUCCUGGAGGUUGCGAAGUUUGAGGGAGCGUCCAUCCGCACAGUCAGUGGCAUUAAAGGGCAGAUAAAGAAAGCUUUGCGUACCCCGCCGGGUGCCUUCAGAGCCACGUUUGAGGACAGACUGCUGAUGAGCGAUAUUGUGUUCCUGCGCUCCUGGUAUCCGGUCUCUGUUCCUCGGCUGUAUAACCCAGUGACGUCUUUACUGAUGCCGGUUGGACAAAAACACACAUGGUCAGGAAUGAGGACCCUUGGACAGCUUAAACAUGACCUGGGCAUCCACAACAAACCCAAGCAGGACUCGCUGUACAAGCCAAUUGAGAGGCAAGUUCGGCACUUCAACCCACUCCGCAUUCCCAAAGAGCUGCAGAAGGCGCUUCCCUUCAAGAGCAAACCCAAGUAUAUGCAGGCCAAAGGCAAAACCCCACGGGACCUGCAGAGACCGGCUGUCAUACGAGAGCCGCACGAGAAAAAGGUGGCAGCAUUGCUUGAUGCUCUGACCUCAGUCUACUCAUACAAGACUAAGAAGGCUAAUGCAGAACAACGCGCCAAACACAAAGAAUUCCUGAAGCAGAAAGAAAAACAGGAAGCAGAGAGGCAACAGAGACUCAAAGUGGAGAAAAAGAAGACCUACCGCGCAAUGGGACAAAAGGAGAAGAAGAAGCUCAAAUCCAGCCUGAAGGGAACAUCCAAGGACAAUUGAGUCUAGCUCAGCUCACACCUGAUUCAGUUCCAGUUCCACACAGACUCCAAGCCCGUCGGAUCAGGUUGUUACGCUCAAUAUUAGACUGUUUGAAAUGCGCCAUAAUUGGAUUCUCACAGCAGCUGCUGUUUGUAAGCUGGAUGAAGAGUCGAGAUGAUGACGCUGCAUGAGACCUGAAGACGGGUUUGGUUGACGUAUUAAAGAUGCAGUUUCCACAGAACUGCCUGGGUAACUGUUGCUGGCAAUUCUUUACAAUAAGGUUCAAUUGUUAAAUUUAGUUUAUGCACUUGGUAUAAUGAACUACUGUUAGGAUUACAUUGCAGCAUUUAUUAAUCUAGGAUGAAGAGAUAAUAUUCCCCAAAAAAUGCUAGAUAUGUUGAAGAAUUUCGGUGACAAAUAAAAAAAGAUUUAGUUCCCAUUGACUUUCAAUGUAUGGAUUGAAAACACAAUACAAUGCAAGUCAAUAGGAAAGGAUUUAUCUUCUGAAUAUUUAGUUUUCUAUUUAAAUAUGUCAGUUUGUCAUAUAGAUUUAGCAUGACAUGAGCGUGCAUAAGUGAUGACAGAACUUUCACUUUUGGGUGCAUUCUUCAACUUAAUAAACAUUAAAUUGCAUAUGUGUAUAAUAACCUACAUUUAAUUUAUUCUUUAUUAUUCAUUAGCUUAUGUUUCAUUUGCAUUCACUAAUAUUAAUAAAUUGAACCUUUUUUUGUGAAAUGUUGCCAGAAAGAUCCAAAAAAGUCAAUACAACCAUUUCUUAUAAUCACAUCAAAUCCUUUACACUUGUUUUAUUAUAGAUAUUUUCAAUAAAUGUCAAAAUGUGUGACAUUAAAA
Danio aesculapii is the source of this 4628-nucleotide messenger RNA. It is a transcript of the gene bms1, whose product is annotated as BMS1 ribosome biogenesis factor. Bases 135 to 3797 code for a protein of 1220 amino acids. The transcript has 23 exons. Gene Ontology annotation, biological process: ribosome biogenesis; maturation of SSU-rRNA from tricistronic rRNA transcript (SSU-rRNA, 5.8S rRNA, LSU-rRNA); endonucleolytic cleavage of tricistronic rRNA transcript (SSU-rRNA, 5.8S rRNA, LSU-rRNA). The record is from RefSeq and is a predicted model, not a curated record. Lineage: Eukaryota; Metazoa; Chordata; Actinopteri; Cypriniformes; Danionidae. Gene Ontology annotation, molecular function: GTP binding; GTPase activity; U3 snoRNA binding. Gene Ontology annotation, cellular component: nucleus; 90S preribosome.